Molecule: messenger RNA, 2670 nt
Organism: Diutina rugosa
Lineage: Eukaryota; Fungi; Ascomycota; Pichiomycetes; Serinales; Debaryomycetaceae
Gene: FOX2
Product: bifunctional hydroxyacyl-CoA dehydrogenase/enoyl-CoA hydratase
Exons: 1
Coding region: 1-2670 (889 amino acids)
Molecular function (GO): oxidoreductase activity
Source: RefSeq, a predicted model, not a curated record
AUGGCAAUUACCUUCAAUGACAAAGUGGUCAUCAUCACCGGUGCCGGUGGUGGCCUCGGCAAGCAGUACGCCCUCGAGUUCGCCAAGCGGGGGGCGAAAGUCGUCGUCAACGACCUCGGCGGCUCGCUUUCGGGCCAAGGCGGCGACUCCCGUGCCGCCGAUGUUGUUGUGAACGAAAUUAAAGCCGCCGGUGGCCAGGCCGUCGCCGACUACAACAACGUUCUCGACGGGGACAAGAUUGUUGAGACCGCCGUCAAGGCCUACGGCACCGUCCACAUCGUCGUCAACAACGCCGGGAUCUUGCGGGAUGCGUCGUUCAAGAAGAUGACCCCGGAAAACUUCAAGCUCGUGCUUGACGUCCACUUGAACGGGGCCUACAAGGUCACCCAAGCCGCCUGGCCCUACAUGAGACAACAGAAGUUUGGCCGUAUCGUCAACACCGCCUCGCCCGCUGGUCUCUACGGUAACUUCGGCCAAGCCAACUACUCCGCUGCCAAGCUCGGUUUGUUGGGUUUCGCCGAAACCUUGUCCAAGGAAGGUGCCAAGUACAACAUUCUUGCCAACACCAUUGCCCCCUUGGCCAAGCUGAGAAUGACUGAACUGAUCAUGCCUCCCGAGAUCUUGGAACAGCUCUCGCCCGAAAAAGUCGCCCCCUUGGUGUUGUACUUGUCGCUGGAGGAAAACGAGCUUGGCGGUGAGACUUUCGAAGUCGCCGCUGGUUUCUACGCUCAGAUCAGAUGGGAACGUUCCGGUGGUGCGUUGUUCUUGCCCGACGAGACCUUCACCGCCGAAGCCGUCGCCUCGAGAAUCGAAGACAUCACCGACUUUGACUCCGACGACGAGCGCCCCGAGUUCUUGAAAACUCAACACCCCAAGAUGCUCAACGACUACACCACCUUGGUGGAAAACGCCCACAAGCAAGCUCCCUUCGACAACUCGAAGGUUGACCCCAUCUCGUUGAAGGACAAGGUGGUGCUUAUCACCGGGGCCGGUGCCGGUUUGGGUAAGGAGUACGCCAAGUACAUUGCCAAGUACGGUGCCAAGGUCGUCGUCAACGACUUCAAGGACGCUUCCGAGACCGUCAAGGAAAUCAUCGCUGCUGGCGGUGAAGCCCACGCCGACCAACACGACGUGGCCAAGGACGCCCAGGCGAUCAUCGACAACGUCAUUGGCAAGUACGGCCGCAUCGACGUGUUGAUCAACAACGCCGGGAUCUUGAGAGACAAGUCGUUCGCCAAGAUGACCGACGCCGAGUGGUACUCGGUGCAACAGGUGCACUUGAUCGGUACCUUCGCCCUCUGUAAGUUGGCGUGGCCCCACAUGGCUGCCCAGAACUUUGGUCGGAUCAUCAACAUCACCUCGACCUCGGGUAUCUACGGUAACUUCGGCCAGACUAACUACGCCUCGGCCAAGGCCGCCAUCUUGGGGUUGUCGAAGACUCUUGCCAUCGAAGGGCAAAAGAACAACAUCAAGGUGAACAUCGUCGCCCCCCACGCCGAAACCGCCAUGACGUUGACCAUCUUCCGUGAAGAAGACAAGAACUUGUACCCGCCUCAAUUGGUGGCUCCUUUGCUUGUCUACUUGUCGCUGGACGAAGUCGAGUUGACCGGUGCUUUGUUCGAAGCCGGUGGUGGCUGGAUCGGUUACACCAGAUGGCAACGGGCCAAGGGUGCCGUGUCCAAGGCCGAACACAUUGGCCCCGAGUUCAUCGCCGACCACAUCGACGACAUCACCAACUUCGACGAGGACACCAUCAACCCUGGCUCCACCACCGAGUCGCUGAUGGCGAUCUUGGACGCUGUUGCCAACGCCGAGGACGAAGCCGAAGACGAAGACGACUCCGAACCCUGGCACUACACCGACCGCGACUGUAUCUUGUACAACAUCUCGGUCGGCGCCAAGGUCAACGAGCUCAAGUACGUCUACGAAAACGACCCCGACUUCCAAGUGGUGCCUUCGUUCGGGAUGAUGCCUACCUUCAACUGCGGUGGCUCGUCGCAAUACUCGUUCGCCGACCACUUGGAAGGCUUCAACCCCAUGUUCUUGUUGCACGGUGAACAGUACAUCCGCGUCCACAAGUGGCCCAUUCCCACCGAAGCCACCAUCAAGUCGACCUUCAAGCCCAUUGCCAUUACCCCUAAGGGCAGCAACGUCGUCGUGGUGCAAGGCUCCGAGCAAAAGGACGAAAACGGCGAAGUGGUGUUCUCCAACGAGUCCACUUUCUUCAUCAGAAACUGCAAGGGUGAACAGAAGCUGUUCGCUGACCGCAGAUCGUUCGCUGCUCAACAAUUCGAAGCUCCCUCGUCGGCCCCCGACUACGAAGCCACCUACAAGUUGGACGAGUCGCAAGCGGCGUUGUACCGUUUGAACGGUGACCGCAACCCCUUGCACAUCGACCCCGACUUCGCCAAGGGCGCCAAGUUCGACAAGCCCAUCUUGCACGGCAUGUGCACCUACGGUGUGUCGGCUAAGUUGUUGUUGGACAAGUUCGGCGGCUUCAACGAAAUCAAGGCCAGAUUCACCGGUGUCGUCUACCCCGGUGAAACUUUGAAGGUGAAGGCGUGGAAGAAGGGCGACACCGUCAUUUUCCAGACCUUGGUCGUGGAAAGAAACAUCGUCGCCAUCAACAACGCCGCCAUCAAGUUGCUUGGCGACAAGGCCAACUUGUAA